GGUGCCGGUGCCGGCUCGGGGAAAGUUGCGGCGAGCCCCGGUCGGCGGAGGCAGAGCCGGUGGCGGCGGGGCACCGGGGCACGGCGACACCGGGCACGGCGACACCGGGGCUCGGCGACACCGGCGGCACCGGCGGCACCGGCCGAGCAUCCCCCGGGGCGAUGGAGCCGCCGCGGAGCCUCCCGGGGCUGGAGCGGGAGCGCGGCGCGCUGGACGCGGCCGGAGGGUGCCCGUCCCCGCUGGACACCAAGGCCGUGCCCGGCAGGAAGGUCUGGGUCAAGCUGCGGGCGCUGCUGCGGUACCUGGUGAAGCAGCUGGAGACGGGCGAGGUGAACGUGGAGGAGCUGAAGCGCAAUUUGGAAUACGCGGCCUCGCUGCUCGAGGCCGUUUACAUCGACGAGACCAGGCAGGUGCUGGACACGGAGGACGAGCUGCGCGAGAUGGGCUCGGACGCGGCCGUGCCCUCGGAGGUGCGGGACUGGCUCGCGGCCACCUUCACGCAGCAGGCGCGGGCCAAGGGGCGCCGGGCCGAGGAGAAGCCCAAAUUCCGCAGCAUCGUGCACGCCGUGCAGGCCGGGAUCUUCGUGGAGAGGAUGUUCCGCCGGACGUACACGGCCGUGGGGCCGAGCUACUCCUCCUCCGUCCUCAACUGCCUGAAGGGGCUGGACCAGUGGUGCUUUGACGUGUUCUCGCUGCACCGCGCGGCCGAGGAGCACUCGCUGCGCACGGUGGUGUUCGAGCUCUUCACCCGCCACAACCUCAACAGCCGCUUUAAGAUCCCCGGCGCGUUCCUGACGUCGCUGCUGGAGGCGCUGGAAUCGGGCUACGGAAAGUUCCGGAAUCCCUACCACAACCAGGUGCACGCGGCCGACGUCACCCAGACCGUGCACUGCUUCCUGCUGCGCACCGGCAUGCUGCAUUGCCUGUCCGAGAUCGAGGUCCUGGCCAUCGUCUUUGCCGCCGCCAUCCACGACUUCGAGCACACGGGGACAACCAACAGCUUCCACAUCCAGACCAAGUCGGACACCGCCAUCCUGUACAACGACCGCUCGGUGCUGGAGAACCACCACAUCAGCGCCGUGUUCCGCCUGAUGCAGGACGAGGAGCUCAACAUCUUCGUCAACCUCACCAAGGACGAGUUCGCGGAGCUGCGGGCAUUGGUCAUCGAGAUGGUCCUGGCCACCGACAUGUCCUGCCACUUCCAGCAGGUCAAGUCCAUGAAAACGGCGCUGCAGCAGCUGGAGAGGCUGGACAAGUCCAAGGUGCUGUCGCUGCUGCUGCACGCGGCCGACAUCAGCCACCCCACCAAGCAGUGGGCAGUGCACAGCCGCUGGACCAAGGCCCUCAUGGAGGAGUUCUUCCGGCAGGGGGACAAGGAGGCCGAGCUGGGGCUGCCCUUCUCGCCCCUCUGCGACCGCACCUCCACGCUGGUGGCCCAGUCGCAGAUCGGGUUCAUCGACUUCAUCGUGGAGCCGACGUUCUCGGUGCUCACCGACGUGGCCGAGAAGUUGGUGACGCCCCUGGCCGAGGACGGCUCCAAAGCCAAGGGCAACCCCGCGGCCACCCAGCAGCCCAGCUCGCAGUGGCGGCAGCCGUCCCUGGAUGAGCACCUGGAGCUGGGGGACAUCAAAGCCGAUCUGGCCGGGUUCCGCUCCACCUGGACCAAGCACAUCCAGGAGAACAAGCAGAAGUGGAAGGAGAGGGCGGCCAGCGGCAUCACCAACCAGGCGUCCAUCGAUGAGCUCUCACCGUGCGAGGAGCCCGCGGCCCCCGGCCCCCACAGGGAGAACGGGGACGUGGAAUAACAGCGGGAGGAGCGAGGUCCUUGUCCGGCCGAGUGACAGCGUCUCGUCCAAAGUCUUCGAUGCCAUCGAGUUCAGCACCAUCUGCAGGGCAGGAGCCCCCCGGGGCCGGGCUCGGAUCGGUGUCACCCCCGUGCCAGGAUCGGUGUCACCUCUGUGCCAGGAGCCCCCCGGGCUGUCCCCCCUGGUCCCCCCAGCCCGGUCUCCGGUGCCACCGGUCCCUCACUGCCACCCCCGGCCCCCCCGCCGGGCUCGGUCCUUAUGGAUUUUUACAAACGCUUCUCCCGCCCCGCCGGGCGCUCGGGAGGGGCUGGGACGGGGACGGUGGCGCUGGGGACAGCCAGGUGGGACACGCUGUCACCGCGACGGCCACCGCGCUCCCCUCUGAGCCCUCGGGGUCGGGCUGGUGACACCGCGAGGGUGUCCCUGUGCCCCGUCCCCAUCCCGCCCGGGGACAGCGACAGGGACGGGGACGGGGACGGGGAUGGGGAUGGG
Molecule: messenger RNA, 2297 nt
Organism: Corvus hawaiiensis (hawaiian crow)
Lineage: Eukaryota; Metazoa; Chordata; Aves; Passeriformes; Corvidae
Gene: PDE1B
Product: phosphodiesterase 1B
Exons: 16
Coding region: 162-1805 (547 amino acids)
Biological process (GO): signal transduction
Molecular function (GO): 3',5'-cyclic-nucleotide phosphodiesterase activity
Source: RefSeq, a predicted model, not a curated record